This is a messenger RNA of Echinostoma caproni, 321 nucleotides long. Lineage: Eukaryota; Metazoa; Platyhelminthes; Trematoda; Plagiorchiida; Echinostomatidae. The record is from the annotation of a GenBank genome assembly.
AUGAAGCAAUUCAUCCAGUCCCUCUCCGCUCUCACUCAUGGCACACAAACAGACAAGUUAUCAUGGGCAUUCCGUUUGUACGAUAUCAAUGGUGAUGGAAUGGUGACCCGGGGUGAAAUGCUCAAGGUGGUCAAUGCAAUUUACGAUCUGCUCGGAAGGAACACAGAACCACCGAUCGAGGAGAACACGACCAGUGAUCAUGUGGAACGUGUGUUCCGGUCAAUCAAUCUGGACUAUGCCAUGGGAUCCGAGACCAGAGUCAACACCCCUGGGGUGGCUGUAUUGCCUCUCGGUAACCCACCGAAUUGGCUACGAUGUUAG